AAAACCAUGCAAACAAGCAAUCAAGGAAACUCAUUUGUGCAGCAUCAAAGGCAAUGGCGUCUCUAGCAACCUUGGCCGCCGUACAACCCGUCGCUGUUAAGGGCCUCGGCGGAAGCUCCCUUACCGGGACCAAGCUCUCCGUCAAGCCAUCUCGCCGCACCCUGGCAAGGACGAGCAUUAGCAGGUCCGGCGCAGUGGUGGCGAAGUACGGCGACAAGAGUGUCUACUUCGAUUUGGAGGAUUUGGGCAACACUACCGGGCAGUGGGAUUUGUACGGCUCCGACGCCCCCUCACCAUACAACCCCAUUCAGAGCAAGUUCUUUGAGACAUUUGCUGCUCCUUUCACCAAGAGAGGAUUGUUGCUCAAGUUCUUAAUUUUGGGAGGUGGCUCCACCCUUGCUUACCUCAGUGCCACAGCUUCAGGGGACAUACUACCCAUCAAGAAGGGCCCACAACUACCACCUAAGCUCGGACCACGUGGCAAGAUUUAAACUAUUCACUGACCCCACUUUAUUUUGUUGAUAUUUAUCUUCUUUUGUUCGGAAUGUAGUAUUCUUAAGCCUUCUCAAGACCAACCUCAGUGCUUGUUAUUCAGAACCAGUGAAAUUAUACUAUUAUUAUUGGGGAGGGACUUCAAUUCUUAUA
This is a messenger RNA of Nelumbo nucifera (sacred lotus), 645 nucleotides long. Its product is annotated as photosystem I reaction center subunit VI-2, chloroplastic-like. The record is from RefSeq and is a predicted model, not a curated record. NCBI's taxonomy places the organism in Eukaryota, Viridiplantae, Streptophyta, Magnoliopsida, Proteales, Nelumbonaceae. Gene Ontology annotation, biological process: photosynthesis. Gene Ontology annotation, cellular component: chloroplast thylakoid membrane; photosystem I reaction center; photosystem I.